AUGUCAAGAAAUAUCUCCUACGGCCGCGGAGGGGCAGGCAACAUAACCCGGCAACAAACCACGCCCUCGCCCAAAGACUUCGUUACACCAACAAUCAAGCAAGAAGUCUAUACAACAGGCCGCGGUGGCUCAGGAAACAUGGUACACAAUGAUCCGGAGCGACCAGAAAUUGCGCGCGAGAGCCAAGACGUCGAGUCACCGCCCCUUCGCGCUCAGCAGAUCCCCCACCACACAGGUCGAGGCGGCGCGGCAAACGCUUACAUCCCCACCCCUGAAGAGGAAGAACGGGAGAAGAAGAUCCAGGAGCAGGAGGCGGAGCUUCUUCGCGUGCGCACGCAAUCUAGGGAUCGGGUAAAGGAGCUUGAACAGGAGAGACAGGAGCUGCGGAAGGAUUCGCCUUCUGCUGUUUGA
Messenger RNA from Penicillium concentricum, 411 nucleotides. RefSeq names its product DUF3602 domain-containing protein. The transcript has 3 exons. Bases 1 to 411 code for a protein of 136 amino acids. The record is from RefSeq and is a predicted model, not a curated record. NCBI's taxonomy places the organism in Eukaryota, Fungi, Ascomycota, Eurotiomycetes, Eurotiales, Aspergillaceae.